Messenger RNA from Closterium sp. NIES-65, 1644 nucleotides. The record is from the annotation of a GenBank genome assembly. NCBI's taxonomy places the organism in Eukaryota, Viridiplantae, Streptophyta, Zygnematophyceae, Desmidiales, Closteriaceae.
AUGGUGCAGACCCAACCCACUAUCUCGCCCGCUUCGAUCUUUCUCUUGGCCGCGGCACUGGUCCCUUCAAAGUCACAACCUGACGCUGCUGCUGCUGCUGCUGCUGCUGCUGCUGUGCCUGCCGCUGUUGCGUUUGCUGCUGUUGUGGCAGCUGUAGCGGCUGCGACGGUGGCUGCUGCGUGUGUUGCUGACCUGGCACGUGCUGCUGCAACCCCUGCUGACUUGCUGAGUGCUGGUGUCCAAUUCUACCAGAAGCCAUCGCACCAGAGCCAGCUGAAGCUAAACCUGCCAUACCCUGCUGGCUUGCUGAGUGCUGGCCUGCUGAGUGCUGGGGCCCGCUUCUACCAACACCCGAUCGAUCGCAAGAUCGGUGCUAGAGAUUCUUCUUCCUCCGUUUCUCCCGAUAUUUUCCCGUUCUUCUACACCGCGCUCUUGCUUCUACCGGUGAUCCUCGUUUUAGUCCGCUUCUAUAUCCGAUCGCGCGUGAAGCGACACUCGUUCGGGUUCUUCCAUCCCUUCACCAACGAUGGGGGAGGCGGCGAGCGAGUGCUGUGGUGCGCCGUACGCGCUAUACAGGAGCUUGAUCCAUCAGCGCAAUGUUUCGUCUACACUGGCGACGUGGCGUCUCCUGAUUCGCUGGCGGAGAGAGCACACAACCUGUUCGGAGUGGUCCUGCCCCGGCCAGUGGAGGUCGUGCGUCUGUCCUACCGCCAUCUAGUAGAGGCCUCUCUCUAUCCGCGCUUCACCCUCAUCGGCCAAUCACUGGGCUCCAUGGCUCUCGCACUAGAGGCCGUUCUCCGCCGCCCGCCCGCUGUUUUCGUGGAUACUGCUGGAUACGCGUUCUCUUAUCCUGUAGUGAAGCUGCUGUUAGGGGGACGAGCAGCAGGAGGAGGAGGGGGAGGGAAGGGGGGAGGUUGUUUGGUGGUGUGCUACACGCACUAUCCGACGAUCAGUGGAGACAUGCUGCAGCGGGUGCAGCAGCGCACUAGCAUGUAUAACAACGACGAUACUGUGGCCAACAGCGCCAUCCUUUCCUCCUCCAAGCUUUACUACUACCGCUUCUUUGCCCUCCUGUACGGGUGGGCGGGUGGGCACGCUGACAUCACCAUGGUCAACUCAUCGUGGACCGAGGGCCACAUUCGGCGAAUCUGGACGCGCAACAAGCCGAGCUCCGUGCACCGGGUGUACCCUCCAUGUGACACCACUGCUCUCCAGGCACUUCCUCUCUCCCGCCCCGCGUCAAAAUACAUCAUCUCCGUUGCCCAGUUCCGGCCAGAAAAGAACCACGCAUUGCAGCUUCGAGCCUUUGCACAGGCCAUAAAGCCUGCACCACCAUCCGAUCCAACGGCUGACGCUCAAUCGGAGCCCGAUCCGAUGGCUGGCGUGCGUCUGAAGCUGGUGGGGAGCAGUCGGCACCGGGAGGACGAGAAGCGGAUUGAACUUCUGGGGUGCCUGGCGGUGUCUCUUGGAGUAGAGAGACGCGUUGAUUUCAUUGUCAACACUCCCUUCAGCAAGGUAUGUGUGCGUGUGUGUGUGAACCCAGUAGGCAGCAGCCGGCACCGAGAAGACGAGAAGCGCAUUGAGCUGCUGGGGUGCACGCCCAGUAGGCAGCAGCCAGCACCGGGAGGACGAGAAGCGCAUUGA